AUGGCAUCAAGCAUACCACACAGCGUGUUCCGCCCCGGCGCGACAGCACUGAUCACCGGAGCAGCAUCAGCGCAGCUCUCGCAGGCAACAGCGGAGCUAACCCCAAGCAAGGGAUCCUCCACCUCCACACAAGUGAUAAGUGCGCACAAUCUCGACGUAGCCUCGCCGACAGCCUGGCGCGCCCUAAUGCCGACGAUCCAGUCGCAGCACCCGAACGGCAUCGACCUGCUCAUGCUCAACGCAGGCGCGGGCUUCCCGCCGCGCCAGCCCGACAACUGGUGGACCACACCGAAUACUUCGAGCGCAGCUUAG
Molecule: messenger RNA, 312 nt
Organism: Aspergillus homomorphus CBS 101889
Lineage: Eukaryota; Fungi; Ascomycota; Eurotiomycetes; Eurotiales; Aspergillaceae
Exons: 2
Coding region: 1-312 (103 amino acids)
Source: RefSeq, a predicted model, not a curated record